Paramecium tetraurelia is the source of this 746-nucleotide messenger RNA. RefSeq lists its product as uncharacterized. The transcript has 3 exons. Lineage: Eukaryota; Ciliophora; Oligohymenophorea; Peniculida; Parameciidae. The record is from RefSeq and is a predicted model, not a curated record.
AUGGGUAAUUUGUGUAAGAAAGAAUAAAAUGCGAAUUGUUUUGAUCAAUCUUCUAUCUAUUUUGAACCAAGAAGUGGAAUUUACAUUAAAGAAAACAUAAUUGACAAAUAUUUAUUCAACCGAUAACAAUCACUCUUAAUGCCUAGUGUAAGUAGAUUGAUAAUCAAAGAAGAAUUAGGAAAAGAGACUGAAAUACAAAAAAUCAGAGAAAGUGGUCAUAAAAACAGUAGGUUUACUUAGUGCACAUCUAACUAAAACCUAGGGGAAAGCAGUAUUAAUCAUAACACAAUUUAAUUGAUUAAUGUAAGUUCUGAGAGAUAUCUCCAUUCUCAUAGGAUACGGCAUCAAAAUUCUCGAUUGAAUGAAGUUCUAUGUUGCUAGGAUUGUCAUAAUGAAUAUGAUACUUGGGUUUUUGAAAACAUUAAUGAAAAUGUAGUUAAAUUAUAUCAUCCUUUAACUAAAUACUAUUUGAAAGCCUAAAAAAGAAGUAAUAAUGGGUAGAUUGAAGUUGGAGGAAGCGACGAAGGUGAUGAAUGGAGCAUAGAGAAAAUAAGUGAUAAUAUAAAAAUUAAACACUAAAACACUGGGUACUAUUUACAAACUCAUGUAAAUUAGUGUAAUCUUGAAGGCCAAUUAAAAGUCUCAUUAUAAUAGAUAGAUUGUGGCAAGCCAAAUGACAAUCAAACACUUUGGAAAAUAAUUGAAAUUUGAUAACAAAUAAAUUUAGUUUUAUAUAAUGUUUAAAA